Mytilus trossulus (common blue mussel) is the source of this 684-nucleotide messenger RNA. RefSeq names its product DNA-directed RNA polymerase II subunit RPB11-like. Gene Ontology annotation, molecular function: DNA binding; protein dimerization activity. Gene Ontology annotation, cellular component: RNA polymerase II, core complex. Lineage: Eukaryota; Metazoa; Mollusca; Bivalvia; Mytilida; Mytilidae. The record is from RefSeq and is a predicted model, not a curated record. The transcript is spliced from 4 exons. Gene Ontology annotation, biological process: transcription by RNA polymerase II. Bases 68 to 421 code for a protein of 117 amino acids.
UAUAAGUUAGUGCGGUAUAUUGCAAAAAAUAUAUAAUUUCCGGUCCGUCGAAAAACAGCACGUCAAAAUGAAUGCUCCUCCAACUUUUGAGUCUUUCCUUCUGUUUGACGGCGAAAAGAAAAUCACCAUUGAAAAAGAUACUAAAGUGCCAAAUGCUGCAAUAUUUACAGUAAAUAAAGAAGAUCACACACUAGGAAACAUGAUCUGUUCACAGUUGUGGAAAGACCCUCAAGUGCUGUUUUCUGGAUAUAAAAACCCUCAUCCAUUGGAGCACAAAUUUGUGUUAAGAGUACAGACGACCUCAGACUACAGUCCUCAGGAUGCAUUGACAAAUGCCAUCACUGAUCUCAUUAGUGAGUUCUCACUUCUGGAAGAAAGAUUCAAGGAUGCAGUAAGAGAGCGACAGGAUGGUGACAUAUGAAACAAGACUCUAAAACAUUAUUGUAAAAUGUACAAACAAUUGUAUUUCAACAGAAUAUGUAUUUUGUUGAAAGUAUAGGUUGGGCUGGCCUGAACCUGAAGGAACAUUAUACAUUGGUUCCCAUAAUGGACACAUGAGAAUCUGUCAAUCACAGGAACAGAAGCAUUUGAUUGUCUUUUAUCAUUUCAUUUCAACAUGUUGAUAACCAUGUACAUUCAUUUCUUAGAUAAAUCCAUGAUUAAAAGAUAUACAUGUAAACUUUU